AUGUCCAAAAAUGUCAUCAUUUUUGAAAUCGAAUAUGAACAAGACCGUUCUAAUGAAAUAAAUGAUUUUAAUAAUAGUUCUAGUAAUGACGAAGAAUGUAGUAGUAAUAUUCCUAAUAUACUCCCGAAUGAUCCAAAAAAUAUCGAUGAAUUUUUUGACGUAAUAACUAGAUCAAAAAAUUUCAAUGAUAUAGCAUAUUGGCCUGAACAAUUAACAUCUACUGAUAAAGAUUAUUUGAUAACAACAGGACCCAAAAUGUCUAUUGAUUAUAUGAAAAAUUUUAAUUUUUCUAAAAACAAUAAUAACCGUAGUUUUUCAUAUUCGUUAUUUUUUCGAACUAUAAGGAACAGAGAAAAAUAUUUAAGAAAAUGGAUAUUUAAUCCUACGAGUCGAUCUAAUUUAUCCAAAGAUGGGUUAAAAGACUGGAAACAUGUAAACGAGUAUUUAAAAACGCACGAGAAUUCACCUCAUCAUAUCAAAUGUGCUAGUAUGUGGUUGGAAACUAAUAUAAGGCUUAAAGAAAACAAAUCAAUCGACGCAGGCUUACAAAAACAAAUAGUUGCUGAAAGAGAACAUUGGAAAAAAGUUUUAGAACGAUUAAUUGAAAUAACAAUUUUUCUUGGGAAAAAUAAUUUAGCAUUUCGAGAUAGCUGUCCAUGGGCGCUGGGUUUUCCAAUUUUCAUGGAGUACCUAAAAGCCGGGUUUUCGUCAUAG
Messenger RNA from Metopolophium dirhodum (rose-grain aphid), 714 nucleotides. RefSeq names its product zinc finger MYM-type protein 5-like. Bases 1 to 714 code for a protein of 237 amino acids. The transcript is spliced from 2 exons. NCBI's taxonomy places the organism in Eukaryota, Metazoa, Arthropoda, Insecta, Hemiptera, Aphididae. The record is from RefSeq and is a predicted model, not a curated record.